GUCCUGUGGAUUGAGGACGUGCAGCACAGACACAGCUUCAUCUACUCCUGUCUGCUGACGCUUUAUCCACAGUAGGGUGUUCACCCGAGGUUGUUUUAUUUCAACAAACAAAAUAAUGGACGGAAACGUUUGCAACAUCCAGGUGCUUCUUCGUGCUGCCGAGUUUCUGGAGAGAAGAGAGCGAGAGGCAGAACAUGGAUACGCUUCACUCCUGCCUCUCAGCCCAGGUCUCUCUGAUAAGAGAAGCAAACAGAAGAGUAAGAAGAUAUCUGCUGGUGGCAAUAGGUCAGUUCACAACGAGCUGGAAAAAAACAGACGAGCUCAGCUGCGGCACUGCCUGGAGCAGCUCAAGAGGCAGGUCCCUCUGUCCUCUGACUCGAUGAGGAACACCACCCUCAACCUGCUGAGGAGAGCCCAGCUUCACAUAAAGAAGCUGCAGGAGCAAGAUGAGCGUGCGGAGCAGCUGAAGGGCCGCCUGCGCUGGGAGCAGAGAGAGCUGCAGAUUCGGCUGGAGCAGCUGCAGAGAGGCACGGAGAGGAUGAGGAACGACAGUCAGGGGUCGACCAUGUCCUCCGAGCGCUCAGACUCUGACAGAGAGGAUGUGGAGGUUGACGUGGAGAGCAUCGUGUUUGACUGCGUGGACUCUGACGGACUGAGCAUAACACAAGCUGGCGCAGACCACUGUUACUCCAGCAUGGACAAAGCCUGGCUAUGACAGCGGCAGAAGAAAAUCCCUACCGUCAUUCAUUGUAAUGUUACUAGGAAGAGGACAGGAAGAGGAGAAAACAUUCCAAAAACAAGCAAACGGGAGGGAGAGGGAGAAAGACGUUACUGUACAACUGAACAUACUUUUUUUUUUUUUUUUUUUUACAGGAGUAACUUGACAUUCUCUUCUCAACAUAUGUCAGACUACAAGCUAAAUGAUAAUGUUAUGAAUGAGCUGUGUCCAUUUGCACUGAAUAGCAGUUAAAAUCACUGUGCUGGGAUGGAUGUAACAUUUAUUUUUAUUUUAUUUUUUGUCAACCAUUAAUGGCAUUUCUUUCCAAAGCCAUGAAGUGAGAUUCAAAAAGUCCUAUUUAUUCAUCUUUAAGGGCUUUUAAAAAUCCAAAUAAGGGCUUUUUAUUCAAAACUCUUUAACUUAUUUUGUACUUCAGUAUGCCAAUACUGAAGUCUGCCUUAAGUCGGUUUUGGUGUAGUAUUCCAUUCAGCUUUUCUUUAGCACUAAAUUCGUAUUUCCGUGAUGUCACAUGUAGCAUGCACUUCAACAUUAAUCUGUGCUUUGUUUUGUAUUGUCCUAUUAUGUACGUCAUGUAUUUUGUUCUUUUUCUUCUGUUGCACAAAACGUCCACGCGUUGCACUUGUUUUAUCUCAAAAAAAAAGAUUGUGGGUACAUCAAAAUGAAAACAGUCAACAGGAAUGAACUGGUCAUGUUUGCACAUUCAUAUCUGGCAAUGAAGUAACUGUGUGGUCGGUGUAUUUUUACACAAUUCGGUCUGUGAUCAAGUGCAAGAAUCAUAACGCCUGUGUUAAAGUCCGACUGUGAGAGCAUAAGGAAAGAGGUCCGAUGACAUUUACACUUUAAUUCACGCCUCAUAAUAACUAAUUUCUUAGUGUGCUUAAUCACGACUGUACACUUCAGUGCUUGUGCAUUUGUUGAUAUAAAUGAUAAUUAUUCAUGCAACAAAUUCACCAGUGAGGCAGGCAGUUUCUACUUGUAAUGAUACUUAUUAAGUAUGUAUCGUAUUCAUUGUUAUACAUUUAAUAACUGAAGGUGCUUUUUCCCUUGUAUAUGCAAGUUGCCUUAUGACCUUUUAAUAUUAUGUAUGCAUUAAUCUGUCUCUCCACCCAGUCAUAUUAUGUAGCAUUUUUGUACUGGUUUAAGCUUUUUAUUGAAUAAAUAUUUUCUAUAUUUA
Micropterus salmoides (largemouth bass) is the source of this 1913-nucleotide messenger RNA. It is a transcript of the gene mxd3, whose product is annotated as MAX dimerization protein 3. The transcript is spliced from 6 exons. Gene Ontology annotation, biological process: regulation of transcription by RNA polymerase II. Lineage: Eukaryota; Metazoa; Chordata; Actinopteri; Centrarchiformes; Centrarchidae. Gene Ontology annotation, molecular function: protein dimerization activity; RNA polymerase II cis-regulatory region sequence-specific DNA binding; DNA-binding transcription factor activity, RNA polymerase II-specific. The record is from RefSeq and is a predicted model, not a curated record. Bases 116 to 715 code for a protein of 199 amino acids.